Messenger RNA from Iphiclides podalirius (scarce swallowtail), 1413 nucleotides. NCBI's taxonomy places the organism in Eukaryota, Metazoa, Arthropoda, Insecta, Lepidoptera, Papilionidae. The record is from the annotation of a GenBank genome assembly.
AUGCUGCGUGGCCCUACCGAAGCGACUCGCUUCGUAAAUUGUGUUCGAGCUAGAUAUGAGCGGGAAAGUUACGGGCCGUGCGAUUGGUCGAUUGGGUGCAGCGAUGACGUGAUUGGGCUCCCUAUUGGCGGAGGGCGAAGUCUCGCGCUCCGUUGGUGGAAGAUGUCGGGCCUGCAGACAAGGAGCGAGGAUACUAUCAAUGGUGUCGACGUACGGGAACAGGGCAGCGCUUUAAGAGUGGCGACCAACACUCCACACCUUGUCAGCCUAGGCACCGGCCGCCUUAGCACCGCCGUCACCUUGCACCCCAUCAAACAGGGCCGCGUGACCAUAGGCUCCGACCCGACAUGCGACAUCUACGUGGUGGGCACUGGUGUCGCGAGCGUGCACUGUCGCGUGGAGAACUCGCACGGCGUGGUCACCCUCUACCCGAUCAGCGGGAGCACGCUGCUGGACGGGCUGCCGGUGGAUAAGCCGACCAGGCUCUCGCAAGGCAGCAUGCUGACCAUCGGCCGUUCGAACUACCUCCGCUUCAAUCAUCCCGAGGAGGCGAAACUCAUGAAGUCGGUACUACCGUCGGGCCACGUCUCCAUGGCACCGAUACAGUUCCAGCCUAACGAGCAGUGCCUGCAGACCGGCUACACCAACCACACAGACUCCCAAUGCUAUCAGAGCAACCACACCCAGAAGAUAUACAAGGACCAAACCCUCUCCCAGUUGGACCGCGAGCUGGACAUGACGCUGCGGGAGAUGUCCAGGGUUCGACCGCCGAUCGCGCCCAAAGCCCAAACCCACCGGGAGCCAGAAAACGACCACUCCGACCAGGAGUCCAAACCGAAGACCGGCAUCAUGGCCAAGGUGUCCAAAUUCGAGAGGUACUCCCGCCAGCACUGCGUCGGCAGGAGCCAGUUCUACACCCAGAGCGGUAGCGAGAUCUCGCCGAAGGUGUUCAGCGCCAAUUCGCUGACGGUGAACACCCCCGCCAGGGACGUGCUGGGUGGCAGGCCCGUGCCGGAGCACAUCGCCCGCUGCCACGGGCUGCCACCCGUGCCCGUCCAUGGCAGUGGCAGCCGCCCAAACACCGACCACAGCCCGAGGGCGGCCGAGGGGAGAACGGAGAACCUUUACGGGCGCAUCAACCCUCUCGGCUGCGAAGCGCGAGCGGCUAUGGAGCCGUGCGAGGGCAGGUUCGAGGUUCUAGAAGCUUCCAGACACCAGCAGGGUGGGCGCGGCCGGCCCGAGGCUCUAGAAGCAUCUAGAAGGGACCACCAGCAAGGCAUUAGCGUGCCGUCGUCCGCCUACGACCGCAAUCCGCAGUACUCGCCGGUCUAUUCGAAUUGCCAGCACGACAGGAGCUUCGAAGCGGAGAGCAUGAGGAUGAAGGUAAAUCCCGCACUUACUUGUCCCUUCCUU